AUGGGUCCAGCCAACUACUUCCUCGGGAUACAGAUUGAAACUCACCCAGAUAAGUAUCAUUUAUCUCAAAGUUUAUACGCCAAUUCAAUUCUUCAAUUAGCUGAUCUUACAUUGUGUAAUCCACUUGCUAACCCAUCCUGCACUAAAAUUCUGCCUCAGACCUCCGACGACCAUCCAUGCUUUGAUCAAAACACCUACAGGAGGAUCAUCGGAUCACUGCAAUACUUAACGCUCACUCAGCCGUAUAUUGCAUUUUCCGUCAACAUGCUUUCACAACACAUGCAUGACCCGGCAGCUAUUCACACAUCUCUUUUAAAACGCCUUUUACGCUACAUCAAAUGCACAAAUGAUCUCGACAUACCAAUCACGAGAUCAAAUCUUCUUCUCCGCACUUUUUCGGACGCCGACUGGGCGGCCGAUCCAGUUUCCCGGAAGUCAAUCUCCGGUUUUUGCACCUUCCUUGGCGACACUAUAGUUUCUUGUACAGUCAAGAAACAAACCACCGUCUCUCGGUCCUCUACGGAGUCGGAAUAUAGAGCGCUCGCUGCAGCCACCGCCGAUACAAUAUGGAUAAAAAGACUUCUCUUAGAUUUCUCGAUCCCGCACCAACCGCCGAUUGACAUUUUUUGUGACAACAACUCCGCAAUAGCACUGGCCAACAACCCAGUUUUUCAUGCCAGAACAAAACACAUCGAAAUCGACCAACGAUUUGUCCGGGAUCACAUCCAUAACAAAACAAUUCGGCUGUUACCAAUCAAUACAAUUGAUCAAAUAGCCGACAUAUUUACUAAACCGCUCUCCACUACCAGGUUUCAAACCCUUCGCUCCAAACUGAAUAUUUCAUCCAAAUAUCAGUUUGCGGGGGAAUGUUAG
Messenger RNA from Dendrobium catenatum, 873 nucleotides. RefSeq lists its product as uncharacterized. The record is from RefSeq and is a predicted model, not a curated record. The transcript has a single exon. The coding region runs from base 1 to 873 and encodes 290 amino acids. NCBI's taxonomy places the organism in Eukaryota, Viridiplantae, Streptophyta, Magnoliopsida, Asparagales, Orchidaceae.